This is a messenger RNA of Sordaria macrospora k-hell, 765 nucleotides long. RefSeq lists its product as uncharacterized. NCBI's taxonomy places the organism in Eukaryota, Fungi, Ascomycota, Sordariomycetes, Sordariales, Sordariaceae. Gene Ontology annotation, molecular function: oxidoreductase activity, acting on NAD(P)H, oxygen as acceptor. The record is from RefSeq and is a predicted model, not a curated record. Gene Ontology annotation, cellular component: intracellular anatomical structure.
AUGUCAGAACCAAAAGUCAUCAUUGUCACCGGCGGCAGUAAGGGAAUUGGCCUCGCUGUCGUGCAGGACCUCCUGGAAGCCAAGCACAAUGUAAUCAUGGUUGCCAGGACUCCCAUCGGCGUCAGCGAGCUUGUGAAGGAUUACCCAAGCCAGAUCAAGUUCUUGGCCGCCGAUAUGACAGUGCCUGAUACUGCACACAGAGCUGUAGAGCUCGCUCACCUUUCUUACGGAAAGCUUGAUGGCGUUGUUGUCAACCAUGGAGUACUUACUCCCAUCACACGUCUGGCCGAAGCUUCCAUUGAGGACUGGAAGAAUCACUACGAUGUGAACGUCUUCAGCGCCCUUUCCAUUGUCAAAGAAGCCAUCCCUCAUCUGCGGGCCACCAAGGGCAAGAUCAUCUUUGUGUCCUCAGGCGCCGCUAUUAAGGCAUAUGCCGCUUGGGGAGCGUAUGGCUCUUCCAAGGCCGCCCUCAACUCAAUUUGCCGCCACGUUGCCGUGGAGGAGCCAGAUAUCACAGCAGUUGCAGUCAGCCCAGGACGGGUUGAUACUGACAUGCAAAGGGAACUACGCGAGAAGGGCCAAGGCGUCAUGUCCGAUAACGACUACGCCGGCUUCGUCUCGGCCUUCGAGGAAGGGCAGCUCAACAAGCCCGAAUGGCCUGCCCAGGUCAUCGCGAAGCUGUCACUUGACGCCAAGUCUGACCUGUCCGGUAAAUAUGUCGCGUGGAACGGACCGGAAGUUGCGGAGUAUCGCGAGCAGCAUUGA